Ananas comosus (pineapple) is the source of this 787-nucleotide messenger RNA. Its product is annotated as ethylene-responsive transcription factor ERF084-like. Gene Ontology annotation, molecular function: DNA-binding transcription factor activity; DNA binding. NCBI's taxonomy places the organism in Eukaryota, Viridiplantae, Streptophyta, Magnoliopsida, Poales, Bromeliaceae. Bases 6 to 704 code for a protein of 232 amino acids. The record is from RefSeq and is a predicted model, not a curated record. Gene Ontology annotation, biological process: regulation of DNA-templated transcription. The transcript is spliced from 2 exons.
UAAACAUGGCUACAACCACCUCCUCCUCCUCUCUCUUCCUCAUCACCGUAAAAUCCGAACCGGCUGAGCCGGUGGAUCCGGAUCCGCCCCCGGCUCUCGACGGCAUAGCGGCAGUGGUGGGAUACCGCGCGCUUUUCGGAAAUCGGCCGAAUUCGAGAGAUCGAAAAAUUAUCGAACCGAACGCAGCAGCCACUACCGGCAAAGAAAAAGAAGAAGAAGAAGAAGAAAACGAUAAUGAUGAUGACGAUCCUCCUCCUCCUGCUGCAGGUGCUGCAGGUGCGGUUGCGAGGGGGUAUAGAGGGGUGAGGAAGCGGGCGUGGGGGAGGUGGUCAGCGGAGAUACGGGACCGGGUGGGCCGCUGCAGGCACUGGCUCGGCACCUACGACACCGCCGAGGAGGCCGCCCGCGCCUACGACGCCGCCGCCCGCGGCAUGCGCGGCUCGAAGGCGCGCACCAACUUCGCCAUCCCCGACGCCCGCUACAUCCCCACCCCGCUCUCUUCCUCCUCCUCUUUGUCUUCCACUAUUUCUAGUACUCCGUCGAGGAAGAAAAAUAAGUGGACGAAAAACAAGAAAAAGAAAGGAGGGAAGAUAUCAGGUGGGCCUUCUAGGGUGGUGACUUCAUUCGCCCAAAUUUUUAGCUCUCCUGCCGGCGGCGGCCAUGGAAGCAGGAAGCGCUGCAUCUGCAUGCCCCGCUCUAACUAGAAAUCCUCCACGUCAGCUUCUCAACUCUGACUCAGCCGGCCUGUCUUCAUCCAAUUCGUUGGCGACGCGUUUACAGAUCCCCC